CGAACAGAGAUUUUGCUACAACAAAGUUAGCCAUGUCAAGUAUGGACGAGACUUCAGCUGAGUCUGCGGAGGUUAAAGAAGACAAGGAGUUUGAUGUGGAAGCGGAGGAGAAAUUUAAGGACGAUUACGGUGUUGAUCCGACUCGAUACAUGUUUUACAGAGACAGGAAGGAGUGGGCCGAUCUGGAGCCUGUUCCACAAGAUGACGGCCCUAAUCCUGUAGUGAAGAUUGCCUACUCUGAAAAGUUUUCAGAUGUUUACGACUAUUUCCGUGCACUUCUAAAGAAAGAUGAAAGGAGUGAUAGAGCCUUCGCUUUGACUGCAGAUGCCAUUGAGUUGAAUGCUGCCAACUACACAGUGUGGCACUACAGGCGAGUGCUACUGCAAGCUCUGUCCAAGGACCUGAGGGAGGAAAUGAGAUACAUCACCAACAUUAUUGAGGAGCAACCCAAGAACUACCAAGUCUGGCAUCACAGACGUAUGGUGGUGGAGUGGCUGAACGAUCCCUCAGAGGAACUGGAGUUCAUCGCUCAGAUUCUCAGCCAGGAUGCAAAGAACUACCACGCCUGGCAGCACCGACAGUGGGUCAUCCAGGAGUAUAAACUUUGGGACAACGAGCUGGAGUUUGUGGAGAAUCUUUUGGAAGAAGAUGUGAGGAAUAACUCUGCAUGGAACCAGAGGCAUUUUGUUAUUUCUCACACCACCGGCUUCUCUGAUCCAGCUGUUGUGGAAAGAGAAAUCCAGUAUUGUCUGAACCAGAUCAAGAAAGCUCCUCACAAUGAAAGUGCAUGGAAUUAUCUGAAAGGGAUGCUGCAGGACAGAGGGUUCUCAUCUCAGCCAGGUCUGAUGGAAAAGGUCGUGCAGCUGAGGGAGACUCACUGCUCACCUUAUCUUCUUGCUUUUCUCUUUGAUUGUUACGAGGACGCCUUAGAAAAUGGCACCCAACAAGAUAUGGAUGAACAGCAUCAAGAAACUUUGAAGAAGGCUUUAGAAAUCUGUAAGCUUCUGGCGCAGCAGAAAGACACCAUUCGUAAGGAGUACUGGCAGUUUUUGGGACGUUCUUUAAUGAACAAAUAUGGAGGCAACGUUUGUCCUGAGGAGCCUGUGGAAAACGAGCCAUCAGUUCCAACAUCUGAAGCCCAAACCAUUAGCUAAACCUCCAUAAGUUUCUCUGUUCCCUCUUACUUUCAUAUCAUGUUAAUGCUUUUGGAUGAAUAAACUCCUUAGGUUUAAUAUUAUAACUGUUUGUGUAUUAGAGCGAUGUCUGAGUAUAUAAUUUCAGUAUACAGUUGUUAAAAAGUUAUACUGACUGCAUGCACACAGAUAUCCAAAUAAAGCCUUGAAAAUUGUUCUUAACAUCUGAUUAGAUGAAACAAACCUGUGUCUGAUGAAGGAGGAACUGUUUACAUGGAGGCUCACAUUUGACUCAAGUCCAGAAAAACCUCCGGACUGUUGAUGUAGGAUCAUUUAUGUGUUUGUGUUUAAAACAAGGCUACACAAAACUAGUUUACUGUAACACUGUCAUUUGUAAAACUAUUCCUUGAUAAUAAAAAGAUGGGGGUGGCUGUG
Molecule: messenger RNA, 1568 nt
Organism: Austrofundulus limnaeus
Lineage: Eukaryota; Metazoa; Chordata; Actinopteri; Cyprinodontiformes; Rivulidae
Gene: fnta
Product: farnesyltransferase, CAAX box, subunit alpha
Biological process (GO): protein geranylgeranylation; protein farnesylation
Cellular component (GO): protein farnesyltransferase complex; CAAX-protein geranylgeranyltransferase complex; cytoplasm
Molecular function (GO): protein farnesyltransferase activity; CAAX-protein geranylgeranyltransferase activity
Source: RefSeq, a predicted model, not a curated record